This is a messenger RNA of Pyrgilauda ruficollis (rufous-necked snowfinch), 1654 nucleotides long. RefSeq names its product membrane-spanning 4-domains subfamily A member 12-like. NCBI's taxonomy places the organism in Eukaryota, Metazoa, Chordata, Aves, Passeriformes, Passeridae. Gene Ontology annotation, biological process: cell surface receptor signaling pathway. Gene Ontology annotation, cellular component: plasma membrane. The transcript is spliced from 6 exons. The record is from RefSeq and is a predicted model, not a curated record. The coding region runs from base 292 to 1251 and encodes 319 amino acids.
GGGGGGACUGGCACCCCGAUUUCCUUAAUUCCCUUGCGUGAGGGUUUGGAUGAGCAGCUCUUCCUGGCGGGGGGAACACGGUGUCCUGGAGCUCUGCCCGGAACGGGAGCGGGGGCGACGCUGGGAAUUGCCCCACCGGGCCAGGGAGCAUCUUCCCAGCCCGCGCAGCCCUACUUCCCGCCCCUCCCCGGGUUUUGGGGGGCUGUCCCCUCCAUCCCCCCGUGUCCCCCCUGGGCUGGGCGGUGCCCCGGGGGGGGAUGCCGCAGUCGCUGACGUCACGGCGCUCAGCCAAUGGGCGCGGGUUCUGGCGGGGUGGGGCGGGGGCGGCCCCGGUGGGGAGCGGGGCUGCUCCGGGGGGUCCCGGUGCCCCCCGCUGUCCUCAUGCAGGGCAUGGGGAGCCUCCGGCUGGGCAGCCGCGCCGUCAUGUACACGGCGGAGACCCUCCCCAAGGGCAAGAACCGCGUCAUGGGGACCAUCCAGAUUAUGACAGGAUUCCUGCACAUCGGCUUCGGGAUCGUCCUGACCACGCUCACCAAUGUCUACACCUCGGUCUUCGUCAUCGGAGAGAUCCCUUUCCUGGGCGGCGUGUCGUUCAUCAUCUCCGGGUGCCUCUCCAUCGGCGCUGAGAAGAGCCCCACGGAAUGUGCGGUGAAGGGCAGCCAGACCAUGAACGUCAUCAGUGCCAUCUUUGCGCUCCUGGGAAUCGUGGCCUUCAUCGUGGACCUCAACCUCAACGGGCUCUACCGCUCCAGCUUCAACUACUACAGCUAUCUCGUCCUGCUCGCAGGGAAUGGGAUUUCCAUCGUGCUGCUCAUCUUCACCAUCCUGGAAUUCUGCAUCGCCGUGGCCACCGCCAAUUUCUGGUGCCGGGCCACCCGCCUCAGCUCCAACGAGGCCAUGCUGAUCGUCCCCAGUGCCACCCGUGUGGAUCUGGCCGUGCCACCGGCGGAGCUGCCUCAGCCUCCCAGCUACAGCGAGGUGAUCCCAGGAAUAGCCUGGCUAGGAGCAGAGUCAGCACUGGGAUGGCUCCUGGGAUGGCAGCCCCCAUCCUACUGUCAUCACUGUCUCCUCCCUGGGAAAACUUCCCACCCCAAUCCUCAGGGAGCAUCCCGGAGCAUCCAUCCCUCUGCUCUGAGAAUGGGGAGGAGAUCCCAAACCCCCAUGGGUGGUGGGUGUUGGGGGUGGGGUCCCCCCAAAUCCUGCCCCCUUUCCAAAACACCUGCUGGUCUCUUUGCAGCUGGCUGCUCCUGAAGUCUGACACCGAGGCUGUUGGAAUGGGAUCCUGCCUCCAUCGCUCCUAAAUCCCAGGGCUACGGCAUCCUCCUCCCACUGUGCUGCUGGCUGGGAUGUGCUGGUCCCCCCCAAAAGCCAGGGACACCCCCAAAUUCCCUGCCCCUCUGCCCCUGGGCCUGGUCUGAGGGGCUCCACUUGCUGGCUGCUAUGGGAAGGGGCUUCUCCAAGGGGGAAAUCUUGGGCAAUUCCUGCCUGUAAAUCCCUGGUGGGAUGCUGGGGUUCGCUCAUGUUGGGGUUCAGGAAUUCCUGGUGGUUUGGAGUGACCCCAAGGUGUGCCGGGAGCUGGGCGGGUCACCGGAGCAUCUACCUCGGCUCGUCCCCUGUUGGCUUCAUUUUCUCUUGGGAAUAAAUGCUCUCUCCG